AACGGGCUGGACGGGCGGGACUGACGGGAGGGGAGGACGCAGAGGACCCGCGCGAGCGCUGGCUGGGCGCUGCCCACGUCCGCCUCCGCCACAAGCUGCGCUCCAAAGGCAGUGCCCCAACCCGGAGCCGGCCCCGCCAGGGGGACACCGCCCGGUGGCCGACGAGGUCGUCAGUCCUGCCCUGUCUUCCAGACUCGGAGGACCUAGGCUCCCGGACGGCAAGGAACCGCCCAACAUGGCAUCGGAGAGCGGGAAGCUGUGGGGUGGCCGGUUUGUGGGCGCAGUGGACCCCAUCAUGGAGAAGUUCAACUCGUCCAUCACCUAUGACCAGCACCUCUGGGAGGUGGACGUGCAGGGCAGCAAGGCCUACAGCCGGGGCCUGCAGAAGGCGGGGAUCCUCACCAAGACCGAGAUGGACCAGAUACUCCAGGGCCUGGACAAGGUAGCUGAGGAGUGGGCCCAGGGCACCUUCAAACUAAACCCCAAUGAUGAGGACAUCCAUACGGCCAAUGAGCGGCGUCUGAAGGAGCUCAUCGGUGAAACCGCAGGGAAGCUGCACACAGGACGAAGUCGGAACGACCAGGUGGUCACAGACCUCAGGCUGUGGAUGCGGCAGAACUGCUCCACGCUCUCUGCCCUCCUCCUGGAGCUCAUCAGAACCAUGGUGGAUCGGGCAGAGGCGGAACGUGACAUCCUCUUCCCAGGGUACACACACCUGCAGAGGGCUCAGCCCAUCCGCUGGAGCCACUGGAUCCUGAGCCAUGCUGUGGCACUGACCAGAGACUCUGAGAGGCUGCUGGAGGUGCAGAAGCGGAUCAACGUCCUGCCCCUGGGGAGCGGGGCCAUCGCAGGCAACCCUCUGGGUGUGGACCGGGAGCUGCUCCGAGCAGAACUGAACUUUGGGGCCAUCACUCUCAACAGCAUGGAUGCCACCAGUGAGCGAGACUUUGUGGCUGAGUUCCUAUUCUGGGCUUCGCUGUGUAUGACCCACCUCAGCAGGAUGGCCGAGGAUCUCAUCCUCUAUGGCACCAAGGAAUUCAACUUGGUGCAGCUCUCAGACGCCUACAGCACUGGAAGCAGCCUGAUGCCCCAGAAGAAAAACCCAGACAGCCUGGAGCUGAUCCGGAGCAAGGCGGGGCGAGUGUUUGGGCGGUGUGCUGGGCUCCUGAUGACCCUCAAGGGACUUCCGAGCACCUACAACAAGGACUUACAGGAGGACAAGGAAGCCGUGUUUGAAGUGUCCAACACCAUGAGCGCCGUCAUCCAGGUGGCCACUGGCGUCAUCUCUACACUGCAGAUUCACCGUGAGAAUAUGGCACGGGCUCUUAGUCCUGACAUGCUGGCAACUGACCUCGCCUACUACCUGGUCCGCAAAGGGAUGCCAUUCCGCCAGGCCCACGAGGCCUCCGGGAAAGCCGUGUUCAUGGCCGAGACCAAAGGGGUCGCCCUCAACCAGCUGUCGCUGCAGGAGCUACAGACCAUCAGCCCCCUGUUCUCGGGAGACGUGAGCCACGUGUGGGACUACGGACACAGCGUGGAGCAGUACGCAGCCCUGGGGGGCACCGCGCGCUCCAGUGUCGACUGGCAGAUUGGGCAGGUGCGAGCUCUCCUAGGGGCACAGCAGGCCUAGAGCCCUCCCCAUGCCUCUCCCAAAUAAAGUGGGCCCAAGAGGA
Messenger RNA from Orcinus orca (killer whale), 1673 nucleotides. RefSeq names its product argininosuccinate lyase (gene ASL). The transcript is spliced from 16 exons. Gene Ontology annotation, molecular function: argininosuccinate lyase activity. NCBI's taxonomy places the organism in Eukaryota, Metazoa, Chordata, Mammalia, Artiodactyla, Delphinidae. The coding region runs from base 236 to 1630 and encodes 464 amino acids. The record is from RefSeq and is a predicted model, not a curated record. Gene Ontology annotation, cellular component: cytosol.